AAAUAUGGGUGUCGAACAACGAAUUUUGAUUCCAUAUUCUCUUCAAGGACAGCUAAAUUGUCCCGUUUGUUUGCACAAUCACCUAUCAUACGAACUCAAACUCGAUUUACGUACCAAUCUCGGCCAUGACUUGGGAUGCCUCGUUCUCUCCACUAUUCCCGGAAAAUGACAUUGGAAGUAGGAUGAUGCCACACUUGGCCUCUCCACCUUUGGACACAAUCCAUCUGCCGAUGGAAGUGGAACAGCAACACAUCGGUCAUUCGUUUAACUUGGAUCGAAAACUACGUUUGGAAAAGAACAUCCUUCCCCUAGAGAAAUUUGCCAGAGGAUCUCCAUAUCUUGAUACCAAGGAUUUUCAUGACCUUUGCCAUGAUCCAUUCUCCCGAGUCAUUGGAAGGGAUACUGCCGGUGUUGAAAGUUUCUACGACCAUGCUUGCACUGGUGCAUUCAAUUAUCCAUCGCCGUCGUCCUAUGGAGUAGCCGCUUUGGAUGUUUCUUCCAUAUCUGGGACUGAGCGGUCCCCUAGUCCACGGGCCGUAGCAUUUGGAUAUUCACCCCCUUGUUCCGUGGAUGCUGGUACGAGUUUUCCCAGAUUCUGGAGUGCUAGUGGUGAUGCUGUUGGAUACGGCUCUGUUAAGCCGCGCGAUGUUCACCAUGAUGCAAUGUAUGCGGAACCGGUAAUCACAGUACAGCCGAAGGUGUCACAAAUAUACGACCCUUGUGGAAGCCUCUGCCCCAGCCAAGGUGAAAUCCUCAACGACGAUGUUGACGCCGAUGGCGAACUUGAUGCAUUGUGCGUUGACUGCGAAGAAUCAAAAAUGUCGCCAACUAUUUAUAAAUCAUCGAAAAAGAUGUCACCCAAGACGAAGAAGAGCCUACGCGAUCGCGAUGGUAGUCGGAGAAGCGCAGCGGUCACAGCAUCACCCCUAAUGCCAAAGUCGCCUAUUGUCAAACGCGUUGCAUCACGCAAAUCCAGUCAAAGCUCCAAGAGCAACAAGGCCCGAGGGUCAGUCAAAGAGAUGGACUUGUCCGCCACCGACCCCGCCGCCGCCAAUCGCAUGUAUAUCUGCAGCUUCAAAAGGUACGGAUGCGACAGUACAUUCAGUGCCAAAAACGAAUGGAAACGACACAUUUGGUCACAACAUUUGAAAAUCGAUUUCUAUCGUUGCGAUCUCAAGGGUUGCGAUGAUACACACAAGGGACCGAAUGAUUUCAAUCGCAAGGAUCUAUUCAUCCAGCACCUCCGACGAAUGCAUACCCCAUGGCCCGGUAAAGCCCCUCCUUCAUCUGCAGAGAAGAAUGACUUUGAGGGUACGCUUGACGGACAUGCUGUUCGGUGUGUGCACAAGUUACGUGAUCCACCCGCUAGGACGAACUGUGCUGUUUGCGGGAAGGUGUUUAUGGCCUGGCAAGAUCGCAUGGAGCAUAUGAGCAAACAUUAUGAAAAGGACUCACAGUUUGAGGAAGUCAGAGAUCCGGACCUCGAGGCGUGGGCUCAACGUGAAGGUAUACUGACUCCGAGGGGAUCUUCCUCGGAUGCGCUCAUUUUGGCAGAGAACAAGCGUCGUUGA
This is a messenger RNA of Talaromyces stipitatus ATCC 10500, 1571 nucleotides long. RefSeq names its product C2H2 finger domain protein, putative. The record is from RefSeq and is a predicted model, not a curated record. NCBI's taxonomy places the organism in Eukaryota, Fungi, Ascomycota, Eurotiomycetes, Eurotiales, Trichocomaceae. The transcript has 2 exons. Gene Ontology annotation, molecular function: DNA-binding transcription factor activity. The coding region runs from base 126 to 1571 and encodes 481 amino acids.